This is a messenger RNA of Penicillium bovifimosum, 1179 nucleotides long. RefSeq names its product replication factor C subunit 3. The transcript has 5 exons. The record is from RefSeq and is a predicted model, not a curated record. NCBI's taxonomy places the organism in Eukaryota, Fungi, Ascomycota, Eurotiomycetes, Eurotiales, Aspergillaceae. The coding region runs from base 1 to 1179 and encodes 392 amino acids. Gene Ontology annotation, biological process: DNA-templated DNA replication; DNA repair. Gene Ontology annotation, cellular component: nucleus; Rad17 RFC-like complex; Elg1 RFC-like complex. Gene Ontology annotation, molecular function: DNA clamp loader activity; DNA binding; ATP binding.
AUGUCGGAUCACGACGAAAUGGACGUGGAUGUGCCCAGGGAGGUGCAGUUCGGCGACAAUGCCAGUGGGAAAAAAAGAAUCGUGGCUGAUCUGCCAGUUGAAGCUGAAGAUAACCUGCCAUGGGUUGAGAAAUACCGACCAAACAGCCUGGACGAUGUGUCCGGCCAUCAAGACAUUCUCGCGACUAUCAACCGUUUCGUGGAGACAAAUCGACUGCCCCAUCUCCUCCUCUACGGGCCCCCAGGAACCGGAAAAACCUCCACCGUUCUAGCUCUUGCACGACGGAUUUAUGGCACUAAGAACAUGCGACAGAUGGUGUUGGAGCUGAAUGCAAGUGAUGAUCGUGGUAUUGAUGUUGUCCGAGAGCAAAUCAAGACCUUUGCAAGCACAAAACAGAUCUUCAACAUGGCCCCCCAGGCCGCCGCCGGCUCCUCCUCGCUGGCACAAUUCAAACUUAUCAUUCUUGACGAAGCCGAUGCUAUGACUGCCACUGCACAGAUGGCCCUCCGCCGUAUCAUGGAACGCUACACGGCCAACACCCGAUUCUGCGUCAUUGCCAAUUACACACAUAAGCUGUCCCCAGCUCUCUUGUCCCGGUGUACUCGGUUCCGAUUCAGCCCGCUCAAGGAGGCUGAUAUCCGGUCUUUGGUUGACCAUGUGAUUGAGAAGGAGGGUGUCCGGAUACAACCCGAAGCGGUCGAUAGUCUAGUGACCCUGAGCAAGGGUGAUAUGCGACGAGCCCUGAACGUGCUACAGGCAUGCUUCGCCAGCAGUAUUCCAUUGCCAAUGCGAGAUGCUCCCAAAGCCCCCCGUGGCGAGCCCGAGACGGUCACCAAUGCGACAAUCUACGACUGCAUUGCUGCCCCGCACCCAUCAGAUAUCCAAGAAAUCAUGAUGACUAUCAUCUCCACCAGCGACGUUACCUCCUGUCUAAACACAGUGCAAACCCUCAAAUCCACCAAGGGUCUAGCCUUGGCCGACAUCCUCUCCGCACUCGCAGAUCAACUCCAACAGCUCGAAGUACCGGCCCAAACGCGUAUCACGUGGCUCGAAGGGCUAGCGGAGAUCGAAUGGCGACUUGCUGGAGGUGGUUCCGAGGCCGUUCAAACAGGAGGACUUGUUGGUGUGCUGCGGAAUGGUUGUGAGUUAAUGGGCGACAAGGGUGUUGCAAUGGCAUAG